UUUGUACAGUUAUAUAAGUAAAGAUAUGUUUAAACAUGUAGGAUAUACUUAUUGUCAAAAACUUUGUCAAUCGGAUCGAUAACUCUGAUUUUAAAAGAUCAAUUGAUCAUACAAACAGAAGCAUAAAUAACAACACAAGUAGGGAAAUCUUUAAAAUAAUCCGUUAAUCUGCUGAGUAUACACAGUAGAUUAUAACUGGGAAUGUAGUGAUGACAUUAUAUGCGCAAGAUAGAUCAUUAUUGCUUUCAAUGACGUUUUAAUGUUUUACCAACGAACUUGAACUGGAAGAGGAAAUCUAACAAAUAAAAAAAUGUCCGUCACAACAUCAUCUUUGAUUCGAUAUGAAGACGAACUGAAAAGGCGCCUUCAAAAGCUAUCCAGGACUUACGAUUUAACUACUAUGAAAAUAUUUAUAGUGGUCGAGUGUCUUGGAGACGGACGGGUGUGUAGCACGUACAACCCUGAAAAGAGGAGCAAAUGGGAUUCAUUUCUCCGAAGAAGAGAAGCAUGUCGCUUGGAUCUUGAUAAGCACGAGAAAAAUCGCCAGGAUUAUACUGAAUUCUUGACGAAUAUUCCCAGAGAGGAACAAGGCAAACAGUUCAUCUCUGCAUUGACCUCUCACUUUUAUUCCAAAGGAGCAGAGGAUGCGUUUGGACAAGCGAAAAAAUAUGACCAGGAAGAAAUUAGUGCUACUUUUUGUGGACAUUUAUGCAGACUGUUUGAGAGAAAGAUUAACACCUGGUUCGAAACAUUUGAGGCUGUCGCAGUGAAGCUUACAGGCCAUGUGAAGGUGUCAAACUUCGUAAGAGUUCUGAGCGGUCAGGUGGAUGCUCUUUGCCGGAAAGACGGCUGCAUGUAUGCAGUCGCAUUUAAAGUGACAGGUAUGGAUACCCCAAGACCACUAGAUCUGGCAGAACUGUGUUUAUAUAAAAGUCUUGUCAUUCAAAACGGAUUAGCGGACCCAGAAAACCUUAAAAUGUGCAUACUGGCCCUUCAUUUGACUGCCGAGAAACCAAUCUUAAGACUUUGGGAAUACUCUCCUACUGUUGAAAUGGAAGAUUCUAUCAGAGAAGCAGAUAUAGAUAAACUAAUUGAUGCUGGAAAAUUAAGUCAACAUCAUGAAUUCUGGAAAGAAAACGUACACAUUGUUCAAGCUUCUGUCAUGACAGAGCGCUCCACAUAUGGAUCCUCGCGCGGGGAUGAAGGAUAUAGAUGAACAUAUAGACAGUUCAUUGAACAAUAUAAACAUUUUAUUGAACAGUGCCAUUCGUGCUUUUGAACUAAUGUUACUUUCAUAUACUCUGUGGAAUGUGCUGUCACAUGUUUGUGUAAAUCACUGUGGAAUACUGAUGAAAACAUUCAUCAAUGGAUUUUUAUCGUAAUGAAAUGGUUUAGUUAUGUUUUUUUUGGUAGUUUUUGAAGUGCCAUAUAAAGGGUAAAUUUCACAAAACAAAUGGAUUAUACAAUAAAUGUCAUAUGAUAUAUGCAUUAAAAAUCUUUUCGAUCUGUAAAAUCAA
Messenger RNA from Mytilus californianus (California mussel), 1517 nucleotides. RefSeq lists its product as uncharacterized. NCBI's taxonomy places the organism in Eukaryota, Metazoa, Mollusca, Bivalvia, Mytilida, Mytilidae. The coding region runs from base 311 to 1216 and encodes 301 amino acids. The record is from RefSeq and is a predicted model, not a curated record. The transcript has a single exon.